Molecule: messenger RNA, 582 nt
Organism: Suillus fuscotomentosus
Lineage: Eukaryota; Fungi; Basidiomycota; Agaricomycetes; Boletales; Suillaceae
Exons: 3
Coding region: 1-582 (193 amino acids)
Source: RefSeq, a predicted model, not a curated record
AUGGAACCUACAGAGGAUUAUUCUUUCCCUCCCGUCUCUUUUAAGCCUCUUUUGACUGAGAUUUCCGGGCUUCUGAGGUCGACUUCGUCGACGCUUGCAGUGGCGGAAACCACAACGGGUGGUCUCGUGUCGGCUUCCCUGCUUUCUGUAUCUGGAGCGAGCAAGUUCUUCGUGGGAGGAGCGACAGUGUACACCACAAAGUCACGGAGGACUUGGGCAGGUUGGACCGAUGAGAACUUGGUGAACUACAUUGGGCCCACACCGGAACUCGUCACAGAGCUUGCAGCGAACGUCAGGGAACAGAUGGAUGUCACGUACUGCAUCGGGGAGUCGGGUGCUACAGGUCCUACUGUCCCGGGACCGCCGUUUGUUCAUAUAGCAGGGCAAACAUAUAUUGCCGUCGUGUCUCAUGAAGGUUUUGCGACUCGUGUCGUGAACACAGGUGUCGCGGAUAGAGAGAAGAACAUGAUGGCUUUCACAAAGGCAGCCUUGGUGCUGCUCAGGGACGUUCUCGCAGGAGACGUGAAACUGGAGCAGCAGUGCCGGCCUGACUCAAAGAGUACGGAGGCUACGAAGCUUUGA